AAUUGUUUGCAGGAAUUGUCAACCAUUGAUGAUCUACCUGCAAGUAAUGUGGAACUUGAACCAGAAAGGAUAGAAGAUGGGAAAGAUGGAGGUCCUGCCUUCCAUUGUGAUCUUUACGAUACAGAAUUAGUUCACAAGAUAGCUCAAGUUUUCAUCCCUGGAUUAGCUACAGCUUGUGUUGACAAUACAUCUGGUGAUAUCUUCUGGACCCCUGCUUCAGUGGCUGCUGAUGUGAGAAAGGAGAUGGUGGAGUAUAUCACUCAGAGAAGUGAAAAUUUUGUUGCAGAAUCAGUUAUCUUAGAAGGUGGCGCAGAUGCACAAGUAUCUGAUCAUCCUUAUGAUAUAAUUUCUGAUUUUGUUGAUGACUUUGCAAGUUCCAAGAGAAAUUUGUUUAGUCGGGUUUCAGGAUGGUUGCUAAGUGAAAAAAGAGAAGAUAAGAUAGAUGAUUUCGUGCAAGAGAUGGAAAUAAAUGGGUUUUGGUUGCUUGAUAGAAGAGAAACAAUAGCUCAGUCUUUGCUAAAGAAUGUGGACUUUAAGAAUGAACACCACUGCAAUAUGAAAUUUAACUCUCCUGUGGAGCUUGCAGAGCAUGUUUCAGACUGCAGUUUUAGGUCUAUGACUUGCACAAAUCGAGGAUGUAGUACCGUUUUUUGUGCAAGUCACAAGGAGAAACAUGACUCAAUUUGCCCCCUCAAGAUUAUUCCAUGUGAACAAAACUGCUGCAGUACCAUCAUGAGACGCGACAUGGACAGACAUUGUAUUACUGUCUGUCCAAUGAAGCUUGUUAGUUGUCCUUUCUAUGCGGUGGGUUGUCAAUCUCCUGUUCCGCACUGUAAAGUUGAGCAACAUAAUUCAGAUGAUCUCCAUUCUCACUUGCUUUUUGUUCUUCAAAGUAUUCACAAGGAAGCAUCGGUGGAGGAUCUGGAAAAACAGCUGGAGCGACUGAAAAAAGUGAGUUUCAUGGUAUUUUCCUUGCAUUUAUGUUAA
Messenger RNA from Prunus avium (sweet cherry), 987 nucleotides. NCBI's taxonomy places the organism in Eukaryota, Viridiplantae, Streptophyta, Magnoliopsida, Rosales, Rosaceae. The record is from RefSeq and is a predicted model, not a curated record.